Heterostelium album PN500 is the source of this 1998-nucleotide messenger RNA. RefSeq names its product kelch repeat-containing protein. NCBI's taxonomy places the organism in Eukaryota, Evosea, Eumycetozoa, Acytosteliales, Acytosteliaceae. The record is from RefSeq and is a predicted model, not a curated record. The transcript has 5 exons. Bases 1 to 1998 code for a protein of 665 amino acids. Gene Ontology annotation, molecular function: protein binding.
AUGGCUUGCACUGCAGCAAAAGGAAUCAUGGGAAAUGCCGUAACCGAUCCAAAAUGUAGAAAGUGCCAUUGCAAGAGAGUCCAUAGAGCACAUUGUAUCCUCAUGCCACGCGAUGAAACUACUAUGUAUAGUACCAAGACACAACAUGGUAGUGAAAGUGAUACUCAAAGAGAUGCUGAAGUUCCACAGAAUACCUUACAAGCCAGGCGCAGUCUACCAAACCGAACCAAGAAAUCAAUCAAAAUCAUCGAAAUAUCAGUACCAUAUGACAACAACAUUGUUAAAAGAAGCCGAGAUAAGAUUGAAAAAUACCAACCACUAGCAGCCGCACUUAAGAAGAGUAACCCAGACCACAAUGUAGCAGUCAUACCUAUAAUCAUUGGUGCCUUUGUCAAGACAAUGAAUUCUAAUAAUCAAGAUAAUAAUAAUAAUAAUAAUAAUAAUAAUAAUAAUAAUAAUAGAGUUUCAAUAAGUUGUAUUCAUGAUAAUAAUCAUAAUAUAAUAUGUUUAAGUUGUAAAAUUUUGUUGUGUGAAGUUUGUUGGGAAGAACAAAAACAACUACAUGGAGAUCAUAAAUUUGAAGAAUUAAAGCGCAUGAAAGGUGUUUUGUUUCAACCUCCAGACUUGAUUCUUCAUAUCAAUUCAAAUCAUAACGAUAUCAACUGCUACGCCGAGCCUGAAUUUCCCCCCCAACCCAUCCGUCCAGAAGCACUGAUUGCCACGAUUGUUGAAUCUCCUUCGCUUAGAGACUUCAUUCAACAAUACUCCAAUUCGUUCUUCCUUUUCGAAUACUCAGAAGCUAGCCAAUUGAAUUUAUCGAUUUCCCAGAAAAUCUUGGAAUACUGUGAAGAAUACACUUCAGAACAUUCAGGUCAAGCUCAAAAGGAUCAACUUAAUCUUUCUUUUGACCAAAACCUUUUAAGUCAAUCGAAAUCACUUCUAAGUAGAUCCAUCUCUCUUUCAAAAGAACCAGACUUUUCUCAAUCCAACGAAGUACCAGAGGAAGAAGAAGAAGAAGAUGUUGUUGAAGUAGAGGUGAAGAGUAUUACUUCUGAAUCUACUACAAACCAAAACAACAUCCAUUCCUCUUUAGAUCAAGUAUCAAUGGGAGGAUCAGCAUCAUCCAAUUCCGUUAUCGCAGUCGAUUCUCCAUUAGACAAUCUCGGUGGAGCAUCGUCAGCCAGUCCACUCUCAAGUCCACCACUUGUAUCGUCAUGGGUACCAAGUAGAAGUCCACGCAAAAUUCAUCUUUCAAACCCCAGUCAACCUAGAUUUUCGUCUUUUUUAGCAUACCCUCCAAUAUCCACUGAAAGCAGCCAUAAUUCUUUCAACUCGAACAGUACAACCUCACCAGGAAAAUACAUCUUUUCAACACAUCAGAAAAAAGGUGCAACUCUCAUCGAUUUAAAAAACAACUAUGCCAGUGAACAAUUGUACUUUAAUAAUAAUGAAUUCGAAUUAACAUUCAACUCGAUGGCUGUCGUUGGUAACCUAGUAUACAUAUUUAGUGGAUCUAAAUUCCACAGAUUCUCCCUGGAAACAAAGACCAUCGAUCAAAGUGGUGAUAUUGUUGGUGAUGCCGGUUGCUGCAUUUCUGCAUGUCAUGAUGGUCAAAACUACAUCUAUCUGAUCGGUGUAAUUGCGUUCAACAUUGAAAGAAAGACAUCGAUGAUCAUCCAAUGUGCUGAAUUUUUAGAACAUCCUGCUGCUGCUUGCUCCGAUGGCAAUGGAAUGAUCUACGUUCUAUCGCACGAAGGUAAAUUCAUAAGAUUCUGCAUCGACUCAAUGUUGAAUGGUGUAGACAAUUUAAAGGACACAAUAGAGUUGGCAUACUUUACUUCAAUGGUUUAUGACAGAAUAUCGGAAAGCGAGAGUUAUAUCUACUUAAUGGGUGGAGAGGUUCAUCAGAAUCUAAGAUACUCCAUCGAAAAUAAUGAAUGGGUAAACUUCUAUGCCGAUCAAUUCCCAAGAUGUUUAACUGGAUCAGUAAUAAUUUAA